This is a messenger RNA of Chelonus insularis, 1300 nucleotides long. It is a transcript of the gene imd, whose product is annotated as immune deficiency. NCBI's taxonomy places the organism in Eukaryota, Metazoa, Arthropoda, Insecta, Hymenoptera, Braconidae. Gene Ontology annotation, biological process: signal transduction. Gene Ontology annotation, molecular function: protein binding. Bases 156 to 788 code for a protein of 210 amino acids. The record is from RefSeq and is a predicted model, not a curated record. The transcript is spliced from 3 exons.
UGGCUACAACCAACCUUAAUUAAAUGUUUCUUGUUAAAUUCAGUUUUGCUAUGAGCAACUGUUUAGUUCACAUAAUUGGUUUUUUUAUAUUAAAAUAAACCUUAAUUAUACGCUAACUCAAGUAAACGUUAAAGUCAAUUUAAUAAUAUUUAUAAAUGAUGUUAACAUCAGAUGCAAAGCCUGAUCCACCACGGACAAGAAUAAAUGAUACUCAUUCUAUAUUGAAGACAUAUUUGGACGUUAAAUACAUUCCAAAAAAUACACAAGAAAUGAACUCUCACAUCAGUUUCAUUAAUGAUGCAUCAUUUACGGAAACACAAAAAAAUUCUAUACCACGAAGAAAAAUUCCUUCCUUGAAAAUUGGAAAUUCUGCAUCAACUGCAAGUGAAGACAGUAUUCAAAUCAUAAAUCAAUCUAAAGAUUCCAAGUACCAUAGCAAUUCAAUGAAUUUCAAUAUAGUAAAUUGUAACGGAGUGAAAAUUGGCACUACAAAAAAAUAUAUUUGUUAUUUCAAUCAAUUCAAUAAAAACUUUAGGAAUAUCAAUGAUAAAAGUGGAGUACUGAGAACCAAUGAUCCCAGACAAAUGCCUAAUAUAAUAAAAAAAUGGAGUACUUCAAAACAUAAACUAACAAUAGAAGAUAUGUAUGUUAUUAAAACUCAUAUUGGCUAUAGUUGGCGAGAAAUUUUUUCAGCAUUAGGGUAUUCGGAAGGUCAAUUGGAUCAAUUUACAGAAAAUUAUAAAUCAAGAGGCAUAGGCGAAGUAAGUAAUUUAUCAAAUACUCCUUGAUUGGAAAUAUGCGAACGGCAGAACAGCCGGACUUGGUACUAUCAUCAAAAUGUUGUGGAGACACGAAGAAUACGAUUGUGUAGAGCGAUUAGUUCACAAUAAAUUACAAGAAAAAUAAUUCUAAAAAUGUUAUUAUGAAUGUAUAAUUUUUAGAAAAUUGUUGUGGGAAUUCUUUAAGUCAAAAAAGUGAAAUGUGUAUCUUAACAAUAAAAAUAUAUGAAAUCAAGAUAAUAAUUUUCUCAGGUAUUAUCGAGAAAUAAAUAUAUGUAAUGUAAAAAAACAUACUGCAGACUAUCUUUUCAUUAUCGUACACUGUCGUACUUUAUUUAUUAAGAGGCUAUUGUAGACUUUAAUUUUAUUGGCUGAGCUUUUCUGGUAUUUUGCAGUAUAUCAAUAGAAACAAUGUGCGGUUCAAGAAUCAGAAAUGUAUACAAUAUUGUAUUAUUAUAUCAAUAUUAAUUUACAUCAAUACAAUCCAGUAAAAAUAAAAUGUAAUGUAAUAUAAAAAAGAA